This is a messenger RNA of Prorocentrum cordatum, 1875 nucleotides long. The record is from the annotation of a GenBank genome assembly. NCBI's taxonomy places the organism in Eukaryota, Dinophyceae, Prorocentrales, Prorocentraceae.
AGCCUGAGAACCACCGCGCGAGAAUGCACGUCAGUAUCCAAGUGCAUGCCUGUACGGCGUGGGCGUCUGAGCGUGCCCCUGUGGCCCAUGUGAAAGAAGUGAUGAAGUGCUGUAGGGCCGCCCGCCCUGGGCCCAAGGACACCUUCAAAACCGCCCACACGCACGAACAGGGCGGCCACAGAGCCCGUAAGACGGCCACGGCUCCCGUUCUUGAUGUUAUCCCGACGAGGAGGACGAGGAGGACGAGGAGGACAAUGAAACCCGCUCUGACCGAUCGCAACCCGGCAAACAACCCAGGGUGGGGGGGAGAGGUGCACCUCCCAGAAAGAAAGAGGGUUUGGAAGAGGAGAGGAAGAAUUCGUUAGACCACUUUAGUCCAAAGGGCCUGUUGGGAUUUGACUUCGACACAAAGCCAGCACUGCCUGCACGCAUGCCGCAUGCCCCCGAGUCCGACUACAUGUUCAAAGUCCUUCUGAUUGGCGAUUCUGGCGUUGGCAAGUCUAACCUUCUCCUCCGGUAUGCGGACGACUUCUACAAGCCUGAUUUCGAGUCGACGAUCGGUGUGGACUUCAAAGUGUGCACGCGUACAAUCGAUGGACAAAUUGCCAAGAUGUACCUCUGGGAUACCGCUGGCCAGGAGCGCUUCCGCACGAUCACCAACAGCUACUACCGUGGGUCUCAUGGCAUCAUCGUCGUGUACGACGUGACCGACCGCGAGUCAUUCAGCCGUGUGCGGAUGUGGAUGCAGGAGAUCGCCAAGUAUGCAUCGCCCUCCACUCAGAAGAUGCUGGUCGGCAACAAGGUGGACCUUGUCUCCAAGCGAGUAGUGACCACCGACGAAGCCCAGAUGAUGGCAGAAGAGCUACAGGUGCACUUCGUCGAGACAAGCGCGAAGAACUCGCACAACGUCGAGGGCGCGUUCGAGAUGCUCCUCCGCGACAUGGUGGCGAGCGCGGCGCAGGCAGAGCCCACGCAGAACAGGCCUGGCCUUCCGCUGCGGCGCGAGGCCGUUUCGGGGCAGGGCUGUUGCAACUGAGUUUUUUUUAUCGUUCCACCCAGCAGGGCCCUCCCUGAGCAGGUUGCUCUCGUCUUCGGUCUUUACAUCAGGCCCUCGCUUUUGACUCCGGCUUCUUGCAUUUGCCGUGAGGCCCUCGUGUUUCCCUUCUCUCGGGGUUACCGCCUCCGGUCGCGCAGAGUCGUCGCGUCCCGGUAGGGAUGACGCUGCCUGCCGCACGAUGUUUUUUUUGUGGUCCACACGAACGGCUCUGCCUACACGUCCUCCGCACCUGCCGCGGCCCCAGUGCAGAUAGGGGCCCGCAGACGACAGAAGCAUGUACAGAACGCUUCUCGGGCAAGAUGUGCGAGGCAGAAAAAAGGUGUCGGGUCCAUGCCGGAACUUGUCUCGUGGAGCAUCCGCGACGUCCUCGCAACCGAGGCAUGGACCCCCGUCCCCCGCUCCAGCGCGCAUCGGGUGAGCGCGUUAUUUUCUUUUGGAUUCGCCGCCGUGCAGGAGAAGACAACCACACAGUACUGAUUUGUCAUGCGGGCGCGGGAAAGACGGUAACGCAAUUCUUUUGGCAGCCCCAGUCUUAUCGGAGUCAGGUUGUGUUCCCUCCAGUUCACCGUCGAAGUAACAACAGGCCAGCCCAUUUUCGAGUGCGCACCAGUCAUUUGUGCACUGGCAUGCAGUAGCUAAUGCCAGGAAGGUGCUGCAACGAUGAAGCGAGUGGAAGACAACAUGGUGUAGGUUGUGAAAAAACCGCAGUGCGCCAGCUUGUGGUACAGUGCACGGGAGGGGGGGCAUUCGAGGCACGUGGUUUGCGCGACUGCUUCCAUGCGCCAGCGGCAUAACUUGACCUCCUUGAGGGCCAGGCC